Iphiclides podalirius (scarce swallowtail) is the source of this 1572-nucleotide messenger RNA. The record is from the annotation of a GenBank genome assembly. NCBI's taxonomy places the organism in Eukaryota, Metazoa, Arthropoda, Insecta, Lepidoptera, Papilionidae.
AUGGGCCCAGGGGAUCGAGGGCCGAAGACCACGGAAGACCGGCGCGCCUCGGUCGAGCCCACCGGCCUGAAGAAGUGGCUGGUUGACAACACGAUGCUGGUGACCACCUUGGCUGGGGUCCUGGCGGGGAUAUCAGUGGGCUUCGGACUUCGACCUUACCACCUGGGACCAGAUAUGCUCAUGGUCAUAUCCUACCCCGGCGAAAUAUUCAUGAGGCUGCUGAAGCUGAUGAUAUUGCCACUGAUCAUAGCCAGCCUGAUAGCGGGCUCCGCCAGCCUGAACGCCAAGAUGAGCGGGAGGAUUGCGGUCAGAACUCUGCUGUACUUCAUUCUGACCUCCUUCUUCAACGCUCUCCUCGGUAUUGUCCUGGCACUCCUAAUCCACCCGGGUAAACCAGAAUUAAGGGAGCAUGCGACUGCGGUCGAGGGGAAACGGGACCACAGCAUUUUAGACAGCCUCUUCGACAUUGGCCGGAACAUAUUCCCCGACAAUAUAGUUCAGGCGACAUUCCAACAAGCACAUACUGUGUAUGCUCCACCGACACCCGUCAUCGGAAGGAAUUUCAGUGAUAAUGACACAGUUCCAGAAUUUGUAAGGGUUGUGUCUUACAGAUCGGGGACGAAUACUUUGGGCUUAGUGUUCUUCUGCAUGGUUUUCGGCAGUCUACUCGGAACCUUGGGCCCUAAAGGGCAGGUGGUGAUAGACUUUUUCCAGGCGAUCUUCGAGGUGAUAAUGAAAAUGGUGACUGGCGUUAUGUGGUUCACUCCGGUGGGUGUAAGCAGUAUUAUCGCCGGCAAGAUACUGGGAGUCAGUAAUGUCGGGCAGGUAAUAUCUCAGCUGGCGUGGUUCAUACUGACUGUCACCAUCGGCGUGUUCCUCUACCAGUUGGUGGUGAUGCAGCUGAUAUACUUCGUCUUCUUAAGGCGAAACCCUUACAAGUUCUACUGGGGUCUAUCGCACGCGAUGCUCACCGCUUCAGCAACGGCUUCCACGGCCGCCGCACUGCCGGUGACCUUCCGCAGCAUGGAGGGGCCUCUGAAAAUAGACCCUCGGAUCACCCGCUUCGUGCUGCCCAUCGGCUGCAACAUCAACAUGGACGGGACCGCGCUCUUCCUCACCGUCGCCAGUCUGUUUGUGUGCCAGAUGAACGACAUGCAUCUGGGCUUCGCUCAGCUGGCCGCCAUAUUGCUCGCAUCGACAGCGGCCUCGCUGUCAUCAGCGUCAGUGCCGUCGGCGGCGCUGGUGCUGCUGCUGGUCGUGCUGGCGGCGGUGGACGCGCCCGCGCACGACGUCUCGCUGCUCUUCGCGGUCGACUGGCUCGUGGAUCGAAUCCGCACCACAAAUAACAUGCUCGGCGACUGCUAUGCGGCAGCAGUCGUGGAACAUCUCUCAAAGAAGGAACUAAUGGCCUGCGAUGCCGCAAUCUCGGAACCAACGGAGGCGAAUGGACUCCUGCAGACGUCCAGCACUGAAGUGGAUUUGGAGACGAUAACACCUGGCGACAAGUCUUUAGCGUCCGAUGACGUCAUCAUCGACAUGCAUCCGAAUAACGCCGCCGUGCCAAACAGGGCA